UUGAAUUUUUAGAGUGUGUACAUGCUGUUGGAGUAUUUUUUAACUACUACAAGUGUCUUAUUCUGCGGACGAAUCGGGUCAACGGAGAUGGCUUCGGCAGGGAUUGCUCAGUCGAUAAUUUCUAUAUUAUGCUUUAUGCCUGGAUAUGGCAUGGUGACCGUGUGUAAUACUUACUUUUCUGUGGCGUUUGGAUCGAAAGAUGACCGAAAACAGUGUAUAAUUCUCCAAAAGGCUUUAUUACUAUCAUGGAUUGUUUCGAUGCUGUGCUGGGCGAUACUUAUAAACACAGAAAGCAUUCUCCGUCUGCUUCAGCAAAAGGAAGAAAUUUCUAUAUUGGCCGGUGAAUUUGUUCGUGUUUACCUACCAGCAGUUCCUGCGAUGUUCGCUUCGUUUGUGUUGAGCCGUUACUUGCAGUGCCGUAAUCACGUGAUGGUAACAAUGCUUGCUUUGCUGUUUACGGCGAUCGUAAACAUCAUACUGAACUACGUAUUCGUCAUAUCAAUGAAUGGCGGCACGAGCUGGUCAGCUGGCUCUUUAGUUAUCUCUCAGUACGUGUACCUCAUCAUUAUCAUAGCGUACACAAGCAAGUAUGUGGAAUGGACAGGUAGGAUGUGAUGUAUACUACUGGUUCACUGUUUUAUUACUAUCAAAUAAUUUAUAUUACAGUAUUA
Messenger RNA from Anneissia japonica, 671 nucleotides. Its product is annotated as multidrug and toxin extrusion protein 1-like. The coding region runs from base 22 to 615 and encodes 197 amino acids. Gene Ontology annotation, biological process: transmembrane transport. Gene Ontology annotation, molecular function: xenobiotic transmembrane transporter activity; antiporter activity. The transcript is spliced from 6 exons. Lineage: Eukaryota; Metazoa; Echinodermata; Crinoidea; Comatulida; Comatulidae. The record is from RefSeq and is a predicted model, not a curated record. Gene Ontology annotation, cellular component: membrane.